This is a messenger RNA of Pteropus alecto (black flying fox), 3287 nucleotides long. It is a transcript of the gene VPS41, whose product is annotated as VPS41, HOPS complex subunit. Gene Ontology annotation, biological process: protein targeting to vacuole; cellular response to starvation; endosomal vesicle fusion. Gene Ontology annotation, cellular component: late endosome; HOPS complex. Gene Ontology annotation, molecular function: protein binding. The transcript has 29 exons. NCBI's taxonomy places the organism in Eukaryota, Metazoa, Chordata, Mammalia, Chiroptera, Pteropodidae. The coding region runs from base 36 to 2600 and encodes 854 amino acids. The record is from RefSeq and is a predicted model, not a curated record.
GUUCCGGGUCUGUCACGUGACUCCUCGUCAGCACUAUGGCAGAAGCAGAGGAACAGGAAACCGGGUCUUUUGAAGAAUCUACCGAUGAGUCUGAGGAAGAAGAGAGUGAAGAGGAGCCCAAACUGAAGUAUGAAAGACUUUCCAAUGGGGUAACUGAAAUACUUCAGAAGGAUGCAGCUAGCUGCAUGACAGUCCAUGACAAAUUUUUGGCACUGGGCACACAUUAUGGCAAGGUUUAUUUACUUGAUAUCCAGGGGAACAUCACUCAGAAGUUUGAUGUAAGUCCUGUGAAGAUAAAUCAGAUUAGCCUGGAUGAAAGUGGAGAACACAUGGGUGUGUGUUCAGAAGAUGGCAAGGUGCAGGUGUUUGGACUGUAUUCUGGAGAAGAAUUUCAUGAGACUUUUGACUGUCCCAUUAAAAUCGUUGCUGUGCAUCCGCAUUUUCUGAGAUCCAGCUGCAAGCAGUUUGUUACUGGAGGGAAAAAGUUGCUACUGUUUGAACGAUCUUGGAUGAGCAGAUGGAAGUCUUCUGUUCUGCAUGAAGGGGAAGGGAACAUAAGGAGUGUGAAGUGGAGAGGCCAUCUGAUUGCUUGGGCCAAUAAUAUGGGUGUGAAGAUUUUUGACAUCACCUCAAAGCAGAGAAUCACCAAUGUGCCUCGGGAUGAUAUAAGUCUUCGCCCAGAUAUGUAUCCCUGCAGCCUCUGCUGGAAGGACAGUGUGACACUGAUUAUUGGCUGGGGGACUUCUGUCAAGGUAUGUUCAGUGAAGGAACGGCAUGCCAGUGAGAUGAGGGACUUGCCAAGUCGAUAUGUUGAAAUAGUGUCCCAGUUUGAAACGGAAUUCUACAUCAGUGGACUUGCACCUCUCUGUGAUCAGCUUGUUAUGCUUUCCUACUUAAAGGAGGUUUCAGAAAAAACGGAAAGAGAAUACUGUGCCAGGCCCAGAUUGGAUAUUAUCCAGCCGCUUUCUGAGACUUGUGAAGAGAUCUCUUCUGAUGCUCUGACAGUGAGAGGCUUUCAGGAAAAUGAAUGUAGAGAUUAUCACUUAGAGUACUCUGAAGGGGAAUCGCUUUUUUAUAUCGUGAGUCCAAGAGAUGUAGUAGUAGCCAAGGAACGAGACCAAGAUGACCACAUCGACUGGCUCCUCGAAAAGAAGAAAUAUGAAGAAGCUUUGAUGGCAGCUGAAAUUAGCCAAAAGAACAUUAAAAGACAUAAGAUUCUGGACAUUGGAUUGGCAUAUAUAAACCACCUGGUGGAGAAAGGAGAGUAUGAUAUAGCAGCACGCAAAUGCCAGAAAAUUCUUGGAAAAAAUACAGCACUCUGGGAAUAUGAAGUUUAUAAAUUUAAAGAAAUUGGACAGCUUAAGGCUAUUAGUCCUUAUUUGCCAAGAGGGGAUCCAGUUCUGAAACCACUCAUCUAUGAAAUGAUCUUACACGAAUUUUUGGAAAGUGAUUAUGAGGGUUUUGCCACUCUGAUCCGAGAAUGGCCCGGAGAUCUGUACAACAAUUCGGUGAUAGUUCAAGCAGUUCGGGAUCACCUGAAGAAAGAUAGUCAGAACAGAACCUUACUUCAAACCCUGGCAGAACUGUACACCUAUGACAAAAACUAUGGCAAUGCUCUGGAAAUAUACUUAACAUUAAGACAUAAGGAUGUUUUCCAGUUGAUCCACAAGCAUAAUCUUUUCAGUUCUAUCAAGGAUAAAAUCGUUUUAUUAAUGGAUUUUGAUUCUGAGAAAGCUGUUGACAUGCUUUUGGACAAUGAAGAUAAAAUUUCAAUUAAAAAGGUAGUGGAAGAAUUAGAAGACAGACCAGAGUUGCAACAUGUGUAUCUGCAUAAGCUUUUCAAGAGAGAUCAUCAUAAGGGGCAGCGGUACCAUGAAAAACAGAUCAGCCUGUAUGCUGAAUAUGAUCGACCAAACUUACUUCCGUUUCUCCGAGAUAGUACCCACUGCCCACUUGAAAAAGCUCUGGAGAUCUGUCAACAGAGAAACUUUGUAGAAGAGACAGUUUAUCUUCUGAGCCGAAUGGGUAAUAGCCGAAGUGCCCUGAAGAUGAUCAUGGAGGAAUUAAAUGAUGUUGAUAAAGCAAUUGAAUUUGCCAAGGAGCAAGAUGAUGGAGAGCUCUGGGAAGAUCUGAUUUUAUAUUCUAUCGACAAACCACCGUUUAUUACUGGCCUGUUGAACAACAUUGGCACACACGUUGACCCAAUUCUAUUGAUUCACCGUAUUAAGGAAGGAAUGGAGAUUCCCAAUUUGAGAGAUUCCUUGGUUAAAAUUCUGCAGGACUACAAUUUGCAAAUUCUGCUUCGUGAAGGCUGCAAGAAGAUUCUGGUAGCUGACUCUUUGUCUUUACUGAAGAAAAUGCAUCGAACUCAAAUGAAAGGCGUUCUGGUUGAUGAGGAGAACAUCUGUGAAUCGUGUCUUUCCCCUAUUCUUCCAUCAGAUGCAGCUAAGCCGUUCAGCGUGGUGGUCUUCCAUUGCCGGCAUAUGUUCCACAAGGAGUGCUUGCCCGUGCCCAGCAUGAACUCUCCUGCACAGUUCUGCAACAUCUGCAGCGCUAAGCACCGUGGACCAGGAAGUGCCAUUUUGGAGAUGAAAAAAUAGCUCUGUUCUGUUUGUCAGUCUCUUCCUCACCACUCUUUUGAAGAAGGUUUUUGCAACAACAGAAGCAUUUGCUGACACCAGUGCUGUUAAGAGAUUUGUACAUGUUUGUGUUAUGUUCAAAACAAGUUUCUUCAUCUUCACCUGUCUGCUAGAGGUUUCUCUUUGCAGUGGAUAAAGAUGUUAGGUUUCUGCCCAUUCAUGCCUUGAAAUAUUUGGGUUCAUGGUCAAUAUUUCAUCAUUUAUUUGUUUGGCUCAUUCUUUAUUUAGGAAUAGAAACAAGUCUGGGAGUUGGAAAUGAAUUUUUACAUCCUAGUAAAGUUGUCAGUCCAUAAAGUGCACUGUGGAGAGUUGUCCCCAGCCUUCUAAGCAUCACUAACACAUCUGUCCAGCCAGCUCCUGCAGCACUAGAUGGUGUUCCAUGUACUUUCCUGGCAACAAUUCUUACAUUCUGAGUUUGGCUUUUUUUCUAUAUAUCAUCAAUUGUGGUUAUCUUCUUCUUAAUAGGUGUUUAGUGAAACAUUGUGCAAAUUGUCACUUAUUCAAUGUCUGGGAAUAACAUGAGCAGGCUGACGUCAUGCAGUUUUAUGUUGACUAUUCACAUAUUCUAUGUGUCCUGAUGACUAGCAGUGUCUGACCGUGGCAUGCACUCAGCAUUUGUUGAUUGAAUAAAUGUUAGCUCUGCCCAUC